Messenger RNA from Mollisia scopiformis, 3279 nucleotides. Its product is annotated as WD40 repeat-like protein. The record is from RefSeq and is a predicted model, not a curated record. The transcript has 7 exons. Gene Ontology annotation, molecular function: protein binding. Gene Ontology annotation, biological process: negative regulation of transcription by RNA polymerase II. Bases 310 to 3279 code for a protein of 989 amino acids. Gene Ontology annotation, cellular component: nucleus; transcription repressor complex. Lineage: Eukaryota; Fungi; Ascomycota; Leotiomycetes; Helotiales; Mollisiaceae.
CAUUCACUGUGCAAUUCCUUAAGCUCCUCCCUCAGCGACAUGACACACCAUGCUCAAUCGAGAGUGGCAUCGAAUAUCCUACAUCCUAUCCCCUAUGACUUCCCGAGUUUCUGCGGUAAGCCCGUGCGAUUGGCAGGUCUUGCACGCUUCUGGUAUUGUACGACAAUGUUAUUGUCGCGAGGCUGGCGCCUAGCUGAGAGCGCCAGCCUCAACCCAACAUGAAGGCUUCACCCUUCGCAUCUAUGCCAACUCGACAACCCAACUACUACCGAGAACUCUCCUCCUUACGAUCAUCGAACCUAGUCGAAUAUGCGUCUGCUACAGUACAACAACGAUGGCGAUUUCAACUUGAUCGAGUUCAAUGAGAGCCAUAUACCUGAGUAUGCUAUACUCUCGCACACAUGGGAACAGGAUAAUAGCAAGGAAGUCACAUAUGCGGAAGUGAUAAGCGGGACUGGCCAGAACAAGGAUGGUUUUAAGAAGAUUAGGUUCUGUGGAGAACAAGCUAGACAAGAUGGUCUAUCAUACUUUUGGGUGGAUACUUGCUGUAUUAACAAGCAAAACAAGGCUGAGCUUUGGCACUCCAUCAACUCUAUGUUCCGUUGGUAUCGCAAUACAAGUCGAUGUUAUGUCUAUUUGUCGGAUGUUUCGACAAGGAAGCGAAAAGUAAGUGAUCAGCCGUCAGAGCAUACUUGGGACUUGAGCUUUCGGGAGAGUAGAUGGUUUACUCGAGGCUGGACACUCCAAGAGCUCCUUGCCCUAGCUUCGUUUCACAUCGAUGAGCGAAUGCAGUGGAUUGUGUAUCGAGAAACGGGUAAAGAGGAGGAUAAAGCGUACUCAUUGCUAGGCAUCUUCGGUGUCUCUAUGGUCCCCGCCUAUGGUGAAGGAGUCGCGAAAGCAUUCGAUCGGCUAUGGAAUAGAUUUCGCGAAACACAGAAAUGUAUGCAAGACUUACGGCCUACCGAUCCCCGUCUAGAUAAGCAACGUAUUGAGGCCACCAAAGGAGGCUUACUACAGGAGGCUUACCGAUGGGUGAUAGAAACCUCCGACUUUCAACAAUGGCGUACCAAUCAACACUAUCGGUUACUGUGGAUCAAGGGCGACCCUGGAAAGGGCAAGACAAUGUUGCUUUGUGGUAUUACCGAUGAACUACAGAAUUCGUUGGCUAAGUCUGCACUUCUAUCGUACUUCUUUUGCCAGGCCACAGAUUCCCGGAUCAACCGUGCCAUAGCUGUACUACGAGCGAGUUACGAUGGAGCUGGCAAGGCGCUCUUUGAAGAUGCGAAUGCCUGGGUUGCUUUAACCAAGGUUUUCUCUAGCAUUCUACACGAUCCGAAUCUAGUUGCGACUUAUUUGAUUGUCGAUGCCCUCGAUGAAUGCGUAGUCGACUUGCCAAAUUUAUUGUGUUUUAUCGCGCAGACUUCGUCUGUGUCCUCUUGUGUCAAAUGGGUAGUCUCUAGCCGCAACUGGCCAGAAAUUGAGAAGACGCUCGACACCGUAAUGCAGAAGCAAAGGUUAUGUCUUGAGCUAAAUGCAGAUUCCGUUUCCACUGUAGUUGCGACUUUCAUUCAAACUAAAGUUCACGAUCUAAGAGAGAAGAACAAAUAUACGAGCGAGACACGAGAUAUUAUCCAGCAACAUCUUUCGCUAAACGCACAUGGUACUUUUCUCUGGGUGGCGUUACGGAUACUAGAUCAAAUCAAGGCAUUAGAGGAUUCUAAGCUGUGUAUGAAUGUUCUGGCUGUCGUAUCGACUGUGUAUCGGCCCAUCACAAUUAACGAGCUAGUGACUUUGGUGAAGAUGCCUAAUGGAGUUAAUGGCCAAUAUAAAGCUCUAGCAAAGAUUAUAGGUUACUACAGAUCUUUUCUCGCAAUCCGAGAGCGUACGAUUUUUUUCACACCUCAAGAACCGCUUCUCCGUAGAGCACAAGACGUGCAUAACACUAUCUUCUCUCGAUCACUGCAAGUCAUGUCUAUAACACUACGGCGUGAUAUCUAUAAUCUAAGUGCUCCCGGGAUCUCUAUCGACCAAGUAGAGCCGCCUGAUCCUGAUCCUCUUGCUGCUAUAAGGUACUCUUGUCUUUACUGGGUCGAUUAUUUACUCGGAAGUCGAAUUAUAAAAGAUUCAACUAAGAACCUCGAGGCUAGUAGCUCGGUCUACAGAUUCCUCCACCAGUACUUCUUGUAUUGGCUUAAGGCGCUAAGCCUAUUGAAAAGCGUGUCAGAAGGCUUUGAUAAAAGUCCUGAUUUACGUGCGUUUAUACAAGAUGCAACGCGGUUUGCCAUAUCCACCCGAUCAGUUAUUGAACAGGCGCCUCUUCAAGUAUAUUGUUCGACUCUUGUGUUUGCUCCAGAGAAGAGUAUUAUUCGAGAAACGUUCGAGACAUAUGUUCCGCAUUGGAUCCUGAGAAAGCCUAGGGUAGAAGCACAUUGGAGUGCGACGCUUCAAACACUCGAGGGCCAUUCUGACGGGGUCUGGUCAGUGGCCUUCUCUCCCGACGGCAAGCAGGUCGUGUCGGGGUCUCACGACCAGACAGUGCGGCUCUGGGACGCUACGACAGGCGCCUUGCAACAGACACUCGAGGGCCAUUCUGACGGGGUCAUGUCAGUGGCCUUCUCUCCCGACGGCAAGCAGGUCGUGUCGGGGUCUGUCGACGAGACAGUGCGGCUCUGGGACGCUACGACAGGCGCCUUGCAACAGACGCUCGAGGGCCAUUCUAGCGAGGUCAGGUCAGUGGCCUUCUCUCCCGACGGCAAGCAGGUCGUGUCGGGGUCUGGCGACAAGACAGUGCGGCUCUGGGACGCUACGACAGGCGCCUUGCAACAGACGCUCGAGGGCCAUUCUAACGAGGUCAGGUCAGUGGCCUUCUCUCCCGACGGCAAGCAGGUCGUGUCGGGGUCUCGCGACAAGACAGUGCGGCUCUGGGACGCUACGACAGGCGCCUUGCAACAGACGCUCGAGGGCCAUUCUGACGAGGUCAUAUCAGUGGCCUUCUCUCCCGACGGCAAGCAGGUCGUGUCGGGGUCUCGCGACAAGACAACGCUCGAGGGCCAUUCUAGCUGGGUCAGGUCAGUGGCCUUCUCUCCCGACGGCAAACACAUUCCGACUUUACAUGUAUCUGGUGAAUGGCUAGUAGAAGGUACUGCUAGGUAUCUCUGGCUACCUACUAAUUAUCGACCUACUUGUGAAGCUGUAUGGGGCAGGAUUGUGGUUUUAGGGCAUUCGUCAGGGAGAUUAUCAUUUCUUCAGAUUCAAGAAGGGCUACACCUACUGAUAUGA